Sinocyclocheilus grahami is the source of this 1875-nucleotide messenger RNA. Its product is annotated as activity-dependent neuroprotector homeobox protein-like. The transcript has 3 exons. The record is from RefSeq and is a predicted model, not a curated record. The annotation marks the transcript as partial. NCBI's taxonomy places the organism in Eukaryota, Metazoa, Chordata, Actinopteri, Cypriniformes, Cyprinidae. Gene Ontology annotation, cellular component: nucleus. Gene Ontology annotation, biological process: regulation of gene expression.
UUUUAUUUUAUUUUUUUUAAAGAAGAGAUGUUUCAGCUUCCAGUGAAUAACCUCACUCGGCUGAGGAAGGCCAGGAAAAAAGUCAAGAGACUGCUGAGUGACAUUGGCCUUGACUACUGCAAGGAGCAUGUGGAGGACUACAAAGAUUUUAGCCCCAGUGAUUCUUACAUGAAACAAUUUUACCUUGACAUUUGUAUGUGGGAUCCAUCUUGGACAAAGUCACAGGACUACAGAACAAAGCAGUUUUGCUGCUCAGAUUGCCCGUUCACCUCCAAGUAUUUCUCUGCCUACAAAAACCACUUCCGCAAUGUUCACAGAGAAGACUUCGAGAGCAAGAUCCUUCUUAAUUGCUCCUAUUGCACAUACAGUGGGAACAAGAGGACACUGGAAACCCAUGUCAGGCUCUUCCAUAUGCCUCACAAUAUGGUGCGUCAGGGUUUCGCCGGCCCUCACGGAGCUCCAAUUGGGGUUAAGGACGGUAUGCGGGUAGACAAGCCCUUGUUGGGUGAUCGAAAGGAGCUCCCGGUGUACUACUGCAAGAAGUGCACCUAUCGAGAUAGACUGUACAACGUGGUGCGCAGGCAUAUCUACAGGGAACACUUCCAGCAUGUGACUACACCUUACCUGGGAAAAAACUCAGAGAAGCAAGAAAACAGUGUAGAGGCCCCUGGCAACAGUCAGGGGAUUCACUGCAAGAGCUGCCACUUUACACCUCGUUCUUAUGAAGCACUGGUGCAGCACGUCAUUGAGUUCCACGAGCGCAUUGGCCAUCAAGUCACCGCUAUGAUUGGGCACACCAAUGUCAUAGUGCCGAGACCCCAGGCGAACUUAAUCCAAAGGGGCGUUGCAAUUGCUCCUGGUGUGCGUCCUCAAACACCUCAAAUGAAUCGCUUCAAUGUGCCCAAAAUGGUGGGGUUACCUGUCGGCAACCAUUUCAAGCAAACCCUUGCAGGCAACUCCAUGCUUGGUCACCCAGUACGCGUUACACUACCUGAUAAAGCUUUCGUGUCUGGUGCGGUCUCCCAGUCACACACAGGAAAACACCUGGGCAGCUUUGGAGUACAUGGUGCUACACAUCUUAAUGCCCAGUCGGCUUCUUUCUCCCCCUCGUUGAAGAGUCUACCUCUCUCUUCAUCCGUGCAUGCUGCUACUGCCACGUUGACGUCACUGCAGGCCAAGAAAGCUUCAGCCAAUGCUCUGAACACCUCACAAACACAAAAGUGGAAGAUUUGCACCAUCUGCAAUGAACUUUUCCCUGAAAGCACAUAUAGUGCUCACUUUGAAAAGGAACAUCAGGCGGAGAAGGUGAGGGCGAUGGCUAAAUACAUCAUGAAGAUUCACAACUUUACUAGCAAGUGUCUGUACUGUAACCGUUACCUACCCAGUGACUCUUUGUUGAACCAUAUGCUAGUGCAUGGGCUAUCUUGCCCUCAAUGUCAUUCCACGUUUCACGAAGUUGAGAAAAUUGUAGCACACAAGCGGCUGGCGCACCCCAACGAGCCAGGGGAUCCGCCAACUGAUUCUCCUCUUACAUUCGAUCUCACACUUCAACAAGGAAGCCCCAAAAAUGUUCAGCUUAUUAUAACCACCUACAACAUGAAGGAGACCCCUGAAGCCUCUUCAGCUGCCAAUCAACAGCCACAAAACAGCGCCAUGGCUAAGCCUGCAAAGAUGGCUGCAAAGCAGCCAGAUACUCAAAGUGAUUCUGUGGUCCGAAACAUGUCCCAGUCUUCGGUGUCGCAAAAGAAAGAAGUUGGGAAGACACUCUGCCCACUAUGCUUCACUAUUCUUAAAGGUCCCAUCUCGGACGCCCUAGCCCAUCAUUUACGGGAUCGUCAUCAAGUACUCCAAACAUUGCACCCUGUAGAGAAAAAA